This is a messenger RNA of Ostrinia nubilalis (European corn borer), 557 nucleotides long. Its product is annotated as flexible cuticle protein 12-like. Gene Ontology annotation, molecular function: structural constituent of chitin-based larval cuticle. The transcript has 3 exons. The record is from RefSeq and is a predicted model, not a curated record. Gene Ontology annotation, cellular component: chitin-based extracellular matrix. Lineage: Eukaryota; Metazoa; Arthropoda; Insecta; Lepidoptera; Crambidae. The coding region runs from base 102 to 422 and encodes 106 amino acids.
GCGCGCGCGCACCGUAUAAAUACGCUCCGGCGCAACGACAAGGCAUCAGUCGCUCGAUUGACUUCAUCCCAGACACAAACCAACCAAAACCAACCACAAAAAUGAAAUCGUUCAUCGUCCUCGCUCUCUUCGUGGCCGCCGCCGUCGCCGCCCCAGCUGGCCCCGACGCCGAUGCGCAGAUCCUCAAGCAAGACGUCGACAACAUCGGUGUCGAUGGAUACAGCUAUGGAUACGAGACCUCCAACGGCAUCAGCGCCCAGGAGCAGGGUCAGCUGAAGAACGCUGGCAGUGAGAACGAGGCCAUCGAGGUCCGCGGCCAGUUCUCCUACACCGGUGCCGACGGCGUCGUCUACACCGUCACCUACGUCGCCAACGAGAACGGCUUCCAGCCCCAGGGUGCCCACCUCCCCGUUGCCCCUUAAAUUACCCCUCUAGCCCCACACAUCUAGUCCAAAAAUACUCAACUUCCCAUUCCCUUUCUUUUCCCCUUGUUAAGACGCCCAAGCGAUCUGUGAUACGAUCCGUUGUUAAUAAAACAUUUUAAGUUUUAGUAAUUA